UGUUUUUCUCAGACUGAGGUGUUGCAGCGAUCUGACAUGACCAGCUUCCUGUACUGCCUCACUUCCUCCUUACAUGUUCAGCCCUCACUCUCAAGGGUUUCUCUGCACUUUCCAAGGAAGGACAGAUGCCGUUGGGGAUGUUCAGGCUGUUUGGAAGGAGCAGAUAGUCUUGUCUUGAUUCCUCACAAUGGCUGUUUUCUUCCUCAAGCUGUCCAGUAUCACCUGUGCAGUGCUGAGCCUCCACAGGUUUGUGUUGUCUUCUGCUACCGAGGUGAAAGUGAUCCAGUCUGAGCUGAAGCUGUGUGGGGAAAACCAGCGAGUGUGUGUGACUGAGCCCACAGACUGUGAUCCUCCAUCACCUUCAUCAGUGCAGAGGGAUCUGAACAUGUGGUGCUCCUACCACCAGUCUGAGUCUGGAGACUCCUCCAUGACCUGCGGCUGGAGUCUGGAUUCAGAGUCUGCGGCAUCCCUGAUCUUCACCAGUGAAGACCAAGUCUUCUCUUGUCCCGGCAUCUUUAACUUGGCAGCCACCUUCAACGUGAGCGCCAGGAUCCGAGGCCUGAAGACGGGGGCCGAGACGUGGUCUGAGCCUCGCACUGUGACUCUCUAUCAGGCAGUCCAGCCCCCCCGACCCUCACUGACCCCACUGUCUGAGGAUUCGCUGCUGGUGUCGUGGAGAAGCAGCGCUGACGGCAGCUGCAGGCUUCGCCACAGACUCAACCACACCCACGUCUGGACUCAGGCACCAGGUUCUGUUCCUGUGAGUGCCGAUCAGAAUGCGAGCUACGUCAUGAAAGGCCUCCUGCCCUUCACCGUCUACAGCGCCGCCGUGUCCUGCAGGACCACAUCCGGCGGCGUCUGGACUGUCUGGAGCGCCGACGCCAGCGAAAGAACCCGGGACAGAGCGCCGUCCAGCGCUCCUGAGGUCUGCUACAGAGUGGAGGGAACACACCCUGAUGGAUCACUCCUCCUCCGUCUCCUGUGGAAGCCUCUGGACUCACUUGAAGCGGGGUUCCGCGUUCUCGGCUACACGGUGCGCUACAGUCCAGGCGGACUGACUCACAACGUCACUGGAGAAACGGCGGUCUUGACAGUGAAAGAGCACAACGGGAGUGCGACUGUAGCGGCCUUCAACACGGCCGGCUCUGGACCUGCCACACGUGUCCAGAUUGACCCCCAGGGACACAGCGUUCUCCCCGCCGUCAGACACUUGUGGAUUUCCAGCCUUCGCCCGGGCGACGAAGCCCUUCGUGUCCAGUGGAGAUGCCCUGAAGGCCUGCCGUCUGCCCCUCCUCUCGGCCAUUACGCCGUCCUGUGGCGACUUGAGAGUGAAGCGGUCAGCCGCUGGUCUGCAGUCAGCAGCUUCGACACGUCCGCCGUCAUUCGAGAUGUUGAUCCUAAAAAGCCCUACCUGGUCUCGGUGUUCCCCGUCUACAAGCAGCAGUGUGGACCUGCUCAGUCUCUGCCUGCCAGUGUGCAGCGAGGAGCUCUGGUGGAGGCUGCCGGUUUGAAGGUUGUGAGCUUCAAUAAGACGAGCGUGACGGUCAUGUGGGCGUGGCAACAGAAGCGUGGACCGAUGAGAGUGGAGAGCUACAGAGCCAUGCUGAAGGGAGACCGCCACACCCAGACUCGCUCCAUCUGGCCCGAUCAGAACCGGCUGACCUUCUCCAACCUCACGCCCAGCACCGAGUACUCCCUGCACCUGCUGGCUGACGACUCCUCCACACACAUCGUCCAGCAGAAAACACACUUUGAUGAGAAGCUGCUGGUGACUCCAGUGUGUGUCCUCCUGCUGCUCCUGUCUCUGCUCAUCGUCUCCGUCCUGUCCAGGACUGUGUACAAGUCGUACUGCUUCCCGCCCGUCUCCGACCCUCGGGACAGCACGUCGUGCCGCUGGCCGGAGGACCCCGGCUCUCAGCAGAAGCUGACCGAGAGGAAGAUCCUGGACCUCAGGGGCUUCCAGGUGACUGGGAGCCUCAUCGUGGUGAGUCCCAGCUCCCGUCUGCUGGAGGACCCGGCGCUGACCGCCAGCCGCCCGGGACACAAACCGGACCCCCACUGGGCCCAGACCCCCGGGGAGGGCCGGGUAGAGCCGGCCCAUCUGCCCGCUGGGUACCAGGUGAUCUGCAGCUCCGACUAUCUGAUGAGCUCCGUCCUCCUGGGAGGACAGACGGACGGCUCGGACCUGGUCUGUGAGGCCGACUACAGGAACCCAGAGCAGAGCGACCGACCAGACGUCCACUGAAGACCAGACUGUCUGUCCGGAGCCGCGGCGCUCAAACUCUGUCCAGUGUCAGAACAGACUGCAGUAAUUCCAGUUACUCACAAAGACUUCCUUUUUGGAGACUUUAAAAAAAUAUAUUUUUCUGCUCAGAAGCAUCUUUGUUUUUGGAUCUGUUCUCCUUCUUGGAGACAUUUAUCUUUGGAAACUCAGUGGUAGUGGAGGAUUUUCUGUGGUCCUGUAGCAGCUUUGUGGCUCCAUAUCUUUAUACAUGUCGCUUUAUGAUUAAAAAAUUA
Molecule: messenger RNA, 2517 nt
Organism: Salarias fasciatus (jewelled blenny)
Lineage: Eukaryota; Metazoa; Chordata; Actinopteri; Blenniiformes; Blenniidae
Product: interleukin-6 receptor subunit beta-like
Exons: 15
Coding region: 188-2245 (685 amino acids)
Molecular function (GO): protein binding
Source: RefSeq, a predicted model, not a curated record